Messenger RNA from Caenorhabditis elegans, 893 nucleotides. RefSeq lists its product as uncharacterized. The transcript has 2 exons. The record is from RefSeq and is marked reviewed. Lineage: Eukaryota; Metazoa; Nematoda; Chromadorea; Rhabditida; Rhabditidae. Bases 46 to 834 code for a protein of 262 amino acids.
GUUUUCCCUACUUUUCACAUUUUGGCUACUGUUACUUUUGCUAUCAUGGAUCGCGAGGUGAAGUCUAAAUCAAAGACAAAAAUCUUGCAUCGAGGUAUAUCAGAGCUGGUGCGACGAGCAACAAUUGGAGCAUUAUAUCCGUAUGGACCACCUCGAAGAGACCUCCGAAACUUGCCAUCUAUUCAAGAAUUGCUCGAUGAAGGCGAGGUGAAUGUUUUCCAAACUGUUACGGAAACGUCACCGGAUACGGACACAGAAUUUGUUGAUUCCGAUUCUGAAACCACGCUGCCCAUUGUUGAGGUGAAAGUCCCUACAGAUGGUACUGUUCGAAACCUAGAAGAGUUUAUUUCCAACUAUAAUGAACAUUCUUCAAUUGCAAUAAUGUCACCUUCAAGAGAACAUCGAGCGCCUCGUCGAUCCCUUCAUAUUGGAUCGUUCUUUCCGGAAGCAAAACUAUUGACUGCUAAAAUCAAACGAUCAAAGUCGAUGCCAAAGAUUCAGAAUAUGGAUCAAAUCAAAGCAGCAAUCAGGCGAAAGAGUUCACUUCGAAAAUGGUUCGCAACAAGGACAGUGGCUGGUAGACGGAAUAGUAAUACAACUAACUACGAAUGCAAGAGAACAUCAAUAACUCAUGAAGAUUUUCUCGCACAAAUGCGGACUGUGACUCGGAAUACUCUGAAAGAUUUGUUAUUCCCUGACAGGAAAAGUGAAGUCAGAAUUGUGAAAAUAUCCGAUGAGAAAUUUCACAAUGUAGAUGAACUGGCCCGACAAAUAAGUGAAAUGAUUCUAACCUCUACAAUGAUUAACUCGGAUAAUGUUUUCCCAGUUAAAUAACUUAUUCAUUUAUUCUUUAAGUAGUUAAUUCAAUUUUCAAUAAAGUUCUUUAUAAUCAU